GAAAAUCACGAAACUUUGUGGAGGCAGUGGCUAUCGAAUGUAAAUGUCAAGGGAGGAAUUGGCCACCACGUUUUGGUCCACACGUUUCUCACCUUCUCGCACAAGCUGUCUCUUCGUACUCGACGACUUGUCUCGGCGUCAGGUGGAACAUCGAUAUUAGAA
This is a messenger RNA of Amoebophrya sp. A25, 162 nucleotides long. The record is from the annotation of a GenBank genome assembly. Lineage: Eukaryota; Dinophyceae; Syndiniales; Amoebophryaceae.